Messenger RNA from Raphanus sativus (radish), 1097 nucleotides. RefSeq lists its product as uncharacterized. Lineage: Eukaryota; Viridiplantae; Streptophyta; Magnoliopsida; Brassicales; Brassicaceae. The transcript has 2 exons. Bases 205 to 921 code for a protein of 238 amino acids. The record is from RefSeq and is a predicted model, not a curated record.
UAGAGAAUUUUCCUGGCCUAUCCUCGCGUCGCGCCUUCUCGUCUUCUUCUCAAUCUAUGUAUCCGCAGCAUAUUCCUCGUCAAAUCCCUUCCUGCCUACUUUUUCUUUUGUUGGCUUCUCUCCGAGAAAAUAGGAUUACUGAAACCAUAUGUUUGCUCUAGUUUAAUCUUCAAUAUUCCUUCCCGCUUCUCCAUUUCCCCCCAGAUGGCAUUCCUUGUCCGUUCGCCAGAGAUACCUAACGUAUCGACAAGAAUCUUCUCCGGUUCGAGUUCGAGUGCAAGACAUGAGUUUACGAGGAGGAAGGUUACGGUUUCAGCUAGAGACAUGUCUGGUGUGAAGAAUCAGCAGAAAUCAAGAUUGUACGUGAAGUUCUCAGCUCCGGUGGUGAAAGAAGACAGCGAGAUUAGUACAGAGAACUACUACGUGAACAUGGGUCACGCCGUUCGGUGUCUCAGAGAGGAGCUUCCUUCCUUGUUCUACAAGGAGCCCAACUUUGACAUUUACAGGGAUGAUAUCGUGUUCAAAGACCCUAUGAAUACUUUCAUGGGAAUUGAUAAUUACAAAUCCGUAUUAUGGGCGUUACGUUUCCAUGGAAGGAUAUUCUUCAGAGCACUCUGUAUCGACAUCGUUAGUGUUUGGCAACCAACAGACAACACUCUGAUGAUUCGAUGGACUGUUCACGGGAUUCCUCGUGGUCCUUGGCAGACUCGUGGCCGGUUUGAUGGCACUUCAGAGUAUAAAUUCGACAAGAGCGGGAAGAUUUAUCAACAUAAAGUCGAUAACAUCGCCGUUAACUCGCCUCCAAAGUUUCAAAUGCUUAAUGUUCAAGAGCUUGUUGUAGCCAUUAGCUGCACUUCCACACCAAAGCCGACAUAUUUUGUGUACAGAGAUUCAUCAUUAUGGUUGCCAGAAACAUUUUAGUGUGUUGUUUAUAUAAGCUCUUUUGUGUGGUUAUAGAUAGAGUUCAAGUGCGCUGUGCGGGUGGGCUAGUUUGGCGUGUGUAAUAUAGAUAAAGAAUAAUGAAAUAAACUCAAUAAAGAAAGUGAUGUAUACAUGAAUAAUGAAAUAAACUAAGCAAUGAUAGAUAAUCUUAACUA